Molecule: messenger RNA, 331 nt
Organism: Gilbertella persicaria
Lineage: Eukaryota; Fungi; Mucoromycota; Mucoromycetes; Mucorales; Choanephoraceae
Exons: 1
Coding region: 102-311 (69 amino acids)
Source: RefSeq, a predicted model, not a curated record
AAAACAGUAAGAUUAAAAAGUAAAAAGUAAAAAAAAAAGAAAAAACAGUCCUUGUUUGAUUUAUAUACUUUUCCAAAAAAUGCCAAGGUGACCUCACAUACAUGACACAUGCCUCUUUGUAUAGGAUAGUAUAUAUAUUCAAACUCCUAAAUCUCUUCUCAUUUUUAGACAGAUCUGUAGCAAACACAAGCUACUCAAGGUAUGGGUUGUUUAUACUCAUUUUGUCGCUAUUGUCAUGCACUCUAAGUGUGGAAUUGUUACUAUUUGAAUUGAUAGUCAUUGUAUUCAAUGUACAGUCUAGUCUCUCAUGAUAUUCAUACCAGUUUUCGUC